AUGUCUCCCCUACUGAGGAGCCCGCUGGCCGGGUCGGGGCCGGACCUCUGCUACCCCCUGCUGCUCAACACCUCCUGCCGGCUGAGCCUCCAGCCCCGCUUCACCGCCAGCCUCCUCUACACCCUGACCUUCUCCCUGGCGCUCCUCACCGUGCUGCUCAACCUGCUGCUCAUCGUCUCCAUCGCCCACUUCCACCAGCUGCACACGCCCACCAACCAGGUGCUGCUGUCGCUGGCGGGCUCCGACCUGCUCAUCGGCCUGGUGGUGAUGCCCCUGGAGGCGCAGUACUACAUCAGCUCCUGCUGGCUCCUGGGUCCCUGGCUCUGCUACGUCUACUACACGCUGAGCUACGUGCUGACCUCGGCGUCGGUGGCCAGCAUCCUGCUCAUCUCGCUGGACCGCUACCUGGCCGUCUGCCAGCCGCUACGCUACACCAGCGAGGUGACCAUGGGCCGGGUGCAGCUCGCCGUGGGCCUCUGCUGGUCGUGCGCCGUCGUCUACAACUGCAGCCUCCUGGUCGUGAACGUAGGUCGAGAGCUGCGCCGACGGAGGUCGUGCCGGGGGGAGUGCGUGGUGUUGGUGGACGGGCCGUCCAGCUGGGUGGAGCUGCUGGUCACCAUCCUGGCGCCCAUAUCCACCGUGGUGGCGUUGUACCUGCAGGUCUUCGGCGCCGCUCUGUCCCAGACGCGGAAGAUGAGGUCGUCGCGGGCGGCGGCGGCGGGGGCGGCUCGGCGGUCGGAGUUGAAGGCGGCGCUGAGGCUGGGCGUGGUGGUGGUGGUGUUCCUCCUGUGCUACUUUCCCUCCCUCGGGUUCAUGGGUCAGGACGCGUCAGAGAACUUUGCCGCCUGGUCCUGGGGCGUCUGGUUGUUGUAUUUAAACUCCUGCCUGAACCCGCUGCUGUACGCCUUGUUCUACCCGUGGUUCCGGAGGACGAUCAGAAUGAUCGUCACCCUGCAGAUACUGAAGCCAAACUCCAGCCGGGCCAGCUACAGACACCUCUGUGGCCCACACCGCUUACAGAAGAACAAGGAGCCAGUGGAUUCCUAUGAGAAGGUUCCUAACAAAGAGCCAGUGGAUUCCUAUGAGAAGGUUUCUAACAAGGAGCCAGUGGAUUCCUAUGAGAAGGUUUCUAACAAGGAGCCAGUGGAUUCCUAUGAGAAGGUUCCUAACAAAGAGCCAAUGGAUUCCUAUGAGGAGGUUCUCACGUGA
This is a messenger RNA of Gadus chalcogrammus (walleye pollock), 1209 nucleotides long. Its product is annotated as trace amine-associated receptor 13c-like. Gene Ontology annotation, cellular component: membrane. The record is from RefSeq and is a predicted model, not a curated record. NCBI's taxonomy places the organism in Eukaryota, Metazoa, Chordata, Actinopteri, Gadiformes, Gadidae. The transcript has 2 exons. Gene Ontology annotation, molecular function: trace-amine receptor activity. Gene Ontology annotation, biological process: G protein-coupled receptor signaling pathway. Bases 1 to 1209 code for a protein of 402 amino acids.